AUGCCUCCGAACGAGGAGAAGGAGAAGCAGGCGGUAAUCGACUCGUCUGCAGUUGGACCUGAUCUUGAACCUGGAACUGGACUUGCCUCUGGUGUUGGACCCGAUCUUGAACCUGGAACUGUCGCCUCUGGUGCUGGACCCGGACUCGACAAUGCCCGUCUGGAACCAUACAGCAUCUAUGGAAGGAAAGCGAAAUGGUUCCUGGUCGCCAUGGUUGCCUUGGCUGGCUUCUUCAGCCCGUUACCCGCAAACAUAUACUUCCCGGCCAUGCCCACGCUGGCCACGGUGUUUGACGUUUCUGUCGAGUCGAUCAAUUUGACAGUGACUAUUUAUCUGGUCAUGCAGGGCAUAUCUCCCAUGCUCUGGGGACCGCUCUCCGACCGCCUGGGGCGCAGACCAAUGUUUUUGAUCUGUCUUACUAUCCUGGUGGCGUCAUGUAUAGGCCUGGCCUUGACUCCACCUUCUGCCUUCUGGCUCUUCCUCUUACUCCGUGCCUUGCAGGCUGGAGGAUGUGCAAGUACCAUUGCUCUGGGCUCCGGAGUCAUUGGAGACAUAUCAACCCCUGAGGAGAGAGGAGGAUAUUUCGGAAUGUUCAAUCUAGGGCCAAUGCUUGCUCCGUGCAUUGGCCCGGCUUUGGGAGGUGCUUUGUCCGACCACUUGGGCUGGAGAUCGAUCUUCUGGUUUCUGGCUGCUUUUGCUGCUGCUUGCUUUGUCCUCAUGGCCUGUUUUCUACCAGAAACCAUGAGAGCCUUGGUGGGGAAUGGCAGUGUCGCUCCUCCCAAUGCCAUCUAUCGUCCCUUGAUACCGGUGGUCCAUCAGGGGACCAUCGAACCCGACUCGUUGCCGAACUUCAAAGCUCAUCGUCCGUCGGUGAACCCGCUGAAGCUGUUCUUGUACAAAGAUAUCCUCCUAACCCUGUCCUACACCGGCAUCGUGUAUGCGGUAAACUACACCGUCACAGCCACCAUUUCCACCACCUUUGCAGAUAUCUACCCCUACCUGUCCGACACGUCCAUCGGCUUGUGCUACCUUGCAACCGGAGGAGGCAUGAUUCUGGGCUCGACCCUCACCGGCCAAAUGUUGGACCGGGAAUAUCGAAGAAUCCGGCAAACGUGGACACGCGAUCGUGAUCGUGAACGUGAGCAGGGAGCUGGAGUUGCUUCUGCCUCGACUAAAAACGAAAACGACAACGAAAACGGCAACGACAACGACAACGACGACUUUCCCAUUGAAAUGGCCAGACUGAGGACAAUGCCCGUGUUCUUGUUGAUCUUCGUGGCUUGUGUUCUGGCCUGGGGAUGGUGUCUACAGCAUAAAGUGUCCAUCGCGGGUCCUCUAGUGCUCCAAAUCAUCUUCCAUAUCCCAUACAACCAGGCCAUGUAUGCAUGGUCCGUGCUAUGA
Molecule: messenger RNA, 1401 nt
Organism: Capronia epimyces CBS 606.96
Lineage: Eukaryota; Fungi; Ascomycota; Eurotiomycetes; Chaetothyriales; Herpotrichiellaceae
Exons: 8
Coding region: 1-1401 (466 amino acids)
Biological process (GO): transmembrane transport
Molecular function (GO): transmembrane transporter activity
Source: RefSeq, a predicted model, not a curated record